AUCCACAAACCAUCCCUUUCAUACUUUUUCUCUCUCCUCUUUCUAUAUCUUUCAAAAUAAUAGUUGAAAUAUUAAUUGGCACAUUUCCCUUUUCAAGUUUUGAUAAAAAAAAAAGGAAGAUCUCUCAACAAAAAUAAAAAGCAAAAAUAAAAUAAAAAUAAAAAAAGGAAUAUGUGCCAUGCUUUGUAUUGAUACAUAACAGCAUAAAAAUCAAUGGAGGAGGAGAAGAGAGAGGAGCACACAAACCCCACCAACUCAUCAUCCACCACCACCACCACCACCACCAUGGCAUUCUCCGAUGAGAUUCCAACAACCACCACCACCAUCAACAACAACAACACAUCUUUAUUCCCUUUUCAACCUUCAAUCUCUACCUUCUUUGAUACCAUACCAUCUUCCUCUUGUGACCAAAAAUCUUCUUCUUUUGGUUUCAUGGACUUGUUGGGUUCCCAUGAUUACAUCAACAACAACAACAACACUUUUUUAUUAUCGGAUUGGGUUCCCACCGUCGCCACAACAACAACAACCCAUCACACUCUUCCGUCACCCGGGAGUUCUAACAUCCCGGACUCAUCCGAGGUGUUUAACACUCCGGUGUCACCGAAUUCUUCUUCGAUAUCUUCGUCGUCUAAUGAAGCCACAGUUAACAACACCUUAGAACAGCAUAGAAGUAAACUUUCAAAAAUCGAAGCAGAGUUAGAAGGAGAUGACCAAGAUCAAGACAAGACUAAGAAACAAUUGAAACCAAAGAAAAAGAACCAAAAAAAGGAAAGAGAACCCAGGUUUGCUUUCAUGACAAAGAGUGAAGUUGAUCACCUAGAUGAUGGCUAUAGGUGGCGUAAAUAUGGCCAAAAAGCUGUGAAAAACAGUCCUUUUCCCAGGAGCUACUAUCGUUGUACAACGGCAAGCUGCGGCGUGAAAAAGCGCGUGGAGCGUUCUUCCGAUGAUUCUUCUAUUGUCGUCACUACAUACGAGGGUCAACACACACAUCCUUCUCCUGCCACGUCACGUCCUAACCUCAGCUUCGUUCACCAACCUACUAGUUUCGGUGCUGCUUCGGGUUCACACUCACACUUUCUUCUACCAACAUUGUUGUACAAUAAUCACAACUCCACUAGUAAUAAUAAUAUUACUACUACUACUACACCCCCUUCUUCUAAUUAUGUUGGUGGUUCUGGUGGUAGUUGUGUUAACACGUCGUCGUUUGGUGGUUUUGCGAAUGACCAAGUGAUUAAUCAUCGAGGUUUUGGAUCUUCAGGGUUUGUUAAUGAGGCUUUGUUAAGAGAUAAUGGGUUGCUUCAAGAUAUUAUUCAGAUGAAAAAAGAAGAAAAAGAUUCAAGAAAAGAACAACAUUAAUGAUUAUAGGUGGUAUUGGUGAUAUAUUAUUUAAUAUUUAUUACUAUGAAUUAAUUUUAUGUGUCUAUGUAUAUCUUUUGCAGCUAUAGGUUUGAGUUUAUAUGAAGUUAACCUUUUGGUGGUUAAUUGAUUUGGUUUUAAAAUGACAUUGUAGCUUAUAAAAGGCCCUGGGAUUUUGAUUUUGAUUUUGCUUAUUUCAUUAUUAUUAUUUUUUUUAUUUCCUUUUAUACGAGCUCUUUUUUGUAAUUGUAACUAUAGAGAUUUUAUUUCAUGAUGAUGGAUUAUUUCAUCCCUUUUUUUUAUUGGUGAACAUUCUUCUUUUCUCA
Medicago truncatula (barrel medic) is the source of this 1682-nucleotide messenger RNA. Its product is annotated as probable WRKY transcription factor 48. Bases 214 to 1356 code for a protein of 380 amino acids. The record is from RefSeq and is a predicted model, not a curated record. Gene Ontology annotation, biological process: regulation of DNA-templated transcription. Gene Ontology annotation, molecular function: DNA-binding transcription factor activity; sequence-specific DNA binding. The transcript is spliced from 3 exons. Lineage: Eukaryota; Viridiplantae; Streptophyta; Magnoliopsida; Fabales; Fabaceae.